AAACGGGGAACUUAGAAGCUGCAGCUCGCUGGAGCCUGGAACAGAGGGGAGCUGAAGACGGCCAUGUGAUACUCUUCCGGGACCCCUGGACCCACACAGGGCCAGAGAAGCUUCAGCCUUGGAGCAUGGCAAGUCCCAAGCACCCGGGGUGCCCUGGAUGGACGGGACCCAUAGCCAAGUGCACGGCUGGGACCAAGCAGGAAGCAUCAGCCGCUGGCCGAGACCUCCCGUGUCCAGGACCCGAAGGGCACUUAGACGCUCACGGCGGCCCCAGCCCCAACUCCAGCAUGACCACCGGGGAGCUGCAGGAGUACUGGCGGAAGGAGAAGCGCUGCUGGAGACGCGUCAAGCUGCUCUUUGAGGUCGUGUCCGCCCGCAUCGAGGAGAGAAAAGUCUCCAAGUUUGUGAUGUACCAAAUCGUCGUCAUCCAGACAGGGAGUUUUGACAGCAACAAAGCCGUGCUGGAACGGCGCUAUUCAGACUUUGAGAUGCUCCAGAAAAGCCUCCUCAAGACGUUCAGGGAAGAGAUCGAAGACAUCGUCUUCCCCAAGAAGCACCUGAUGGGCAACUUCACCGAGGAGAUGAUCUCCGAGCGCAAGCUGGCCUUCCAGGAGUACCUGAGCCUGCUCUACGCCAUCCGCUGCGUGCGGCGCUCCCGCGAGUUCAUCGACUUCCUCACGCGCCCCGAGCUCCGGGAGGCGUUCGGCUGCCUGCGCGGGGGGCAGUACGGCCGGGCCCUGGACAUCCUGGUGCGCGUGGUGCCCCUGCAGGAGAAGCUGACGGCCCACUGCCCCGUGAUGCUGGUCCCGGCGCUGUGCGCCAUGCUCGUUUGCCACCGGGACCUGGAGCGGCCGGCCGAGGCGUUCGCGGCCGGGGAGAGGGCGCUCCAGUGCCUGCAGGCCCGGGAGGGUCACCGCUACUACGCCCCGCUGCUGGACGCCAUGCUCCGCCUGGCCUACGCGCUGGGCAAGGACUUCGUGUCUCUGCAGGAAAAGCUGCAGGAGAGCCAGCUCCGCAAGCCCAGCCCCUGGGGCUUCACGCUGAAGGAGCUCACGGUCCGGGAAUAUCUGUACUGAGCCCCUCUGGCGGGCGGGCCAGAGACUGCGGAUGGCCGCGGCUCGCGGCGCUGUUGGGGGGGGGGGGUCGUGUUUAGUGGGAGGAGCCACUUGAGGCU
Messenger RNA from Mirounga angustirostris (Northern elephant seal), 1174 nucleotides. It is a transcript of the gene SNX20, whose product is annotated as sorting nexin 20. The transcript is spliced from 4 exons. Gene Ontology annotation, molecular function: phosphatidylinositol phosphate binding. Bases 126 to 1076 code for a protein of 316 amino acids. Lineage: Eukaryota; Metazoa; Chordata; Mammalia; Carnivora; Phocidae. The record is from RefSeq and is a predicted model, not a curated record. Gene Ontology annotation, biological process: protein transport. Gene Ontology annotation, cellular component: early endosome membrane.